Messenger RNA from Glycine soja, 1963 nucleotides. RefSeq names its product BAG family molecular chaperone regulator 1-like. Gene Ontology annotation, molecular function: protein-folding chaperone binding; adenyl-nucleotide exchange factor activity. Gene Ontology annotation, cellular component: cytoplasm. The transcript has 4 exons. Gene Ontology annotation, biological process: protein stabilization. The record is from RefSeq and is a predicted model, not a curated record. NCBI's taxonomy places the organism in Eukaryota, Viridiplantae, Streptophyta, Magnoliopsida, Fabales, Fabaceae. The coding region runs from base 624 to 1673 and encodes 349 amino acids.
CUGGCCACUCGUUUUUAUAUUCAUAUUUUCUCUGUUUUCAUUUCAUUAUUUUCUUCUUCUCCCUUCGAUUUCUCCAGAACAGCAAGGGAGAAUCAAUUCCUCAUCGUUGCAAUUUUUCUUUCACUCUCUAGAUUCUCAUCUUUCCUCUCUUCUACCCCUUCAGAAAAAACCAUGUCUUCAUAUUAUAUGUAUAUCUAGCUCUUCAUUUUUUCUUGCUCAAGAUUAUGCUGUAAAAUUCUGAAACUCACAGUUUCAGCCACAUUUUAGACUUAAAGAUCUGCGCGUUGACCCUUGGCAGGUUCAGCUUUUGGAGUUGUUCAUCCUCAUAAGCCUUUGAUUAGUCCAAGUUUUUCUUUUUUCUCUCUCUCUCUCUCUCAAGUUCAAAGUUUUGUUUCCUUUUUCCCGUGUCUUUCUCUCUCCCUUGCUGUGGACUUGUGGAAUGCUAAGGUCAGAGAUUUCUGAGACAUGUUCUAGCAGACUUUUGGUGAAUUGGGUCACUGUGGUUUCUGUCAUGGGUGGCAGAGAAUCUGGAUCCUCAGAGAUCUAAGCCUCUCUCUCUGGUGUUUUGUUCAUCACACACCCUUUUGUCUGGCAUAGUCGUGAAAGUGAAAGAGUGAGAGAAGAUGAUGAGAAUGAAAAAUAUCAAUAGUAGUAAUAACAAUAAGACAAAUGGUCUUUCUUCCAUCAUUAACAAUGGAGGUUCAGAUGGUAACAGAGCCGAGCCUGGUUCAAAGGAAUGGGAGAUGAGGCCAGGUGGAAUGCUGGUUCAGAUGAGAACAACUGACUCGGAUCGGAACUCAGCACUUGUGCCCACAAUUAGAGUUAGGGUCAAAUAUGGUUCAAUUUAUCAUGAAGUCAACAUUAGUUCACAAGCUACAUUUGGGGAGUUGAAGAAAAUGCUGUCUGGGCCAACUGGGUUACACCAUGAAGAUCAAAAGCUGUUAUACAAAGACAAGGAGAGGGAUUCAAAGGCUUUUCUUGACAUGGUUGGGGUGAAGGACAAAUCCAAGAUAGUGCUAGUGGAAGACCCUAUUAGUCAAGAGAAGAGGUUGUUAGAGAGAAGGAAGAAUGCUAAGAUGGAGAAAGCUGCAAAGUCGAUCUCAGAAAUCAGCUUGGAAGUAGAUAGGCUUGCAGGACGGGUAUCAGCCUUUGAGUCAAUUAUUAGCAAAGGUGGGAGAGUUGUGGAAACAGAUUUGCUUAAUCUGAUUGAGUUAUUGAUGAAUCAAUUGCUUAAAUUGGAUGGUAUAGUAGCUGAUGGGGAUGUCAAAUUACAGAGGAAAAUGCAGGUAAAAAGAGUUCAAAAGUAUGUUGAAACUCUGGAUGUGCUGAAAGUUAAGAAUUCCAUGCCUAGUAGCAAUGGAGGCCAUGCCCCAGUGCAGCCUCAACAGAAGCAUUCAAAUGGGCAAAGGCAGGGACCAGUUCAAGAGAAAAAACAACAAAAGCAUUCAAAUGGACAUCAUAGAUUGGCCUUAGCACCAAUUCAGGAGCAGGAACAACAACAACCCUCAAGGAAUUCCACCUCAGGAGUUGUAGUUACCACAAAUUGGGAAUUGUUUGAUUCUGUCCCACCAUUAAUCCCUGUGCCAUCCACAUCCCCAUCACCACACCCCUCGGUGACCAAUAAUUCAGGUCCUCACAAGUUCAAUUGGGAAUUCUUCAACCAAUUACCAUAGUGUUUUACUUGUGUUGAUACGAUUUGGGUUUGUCUUCCACUUGGAGUGUUAUAUGUUUUACAUUCUUUUCUGUAUUUAGAUUUGUUUAGCAACCCCUAUAAUCUGUCAUUUACUUCAGAAAUAAAUGGGGUUGAUAUGAUAGUGAUUAUCAUAAAAAAAGUUACAUUUCUGUGAUUUUGGUGUCCACCGAAUUCAUUUACCUGUAUGGGCCUAUUUUUUAUGGAUAUAUUAUAUAUAAUAUUAUUGUAAGCAUUUGUAACUUUGUUAAUAGAAACAUUAGGAUUUAGCCA